This is a messenger RNA of Saccostrea cuccullata (small rock oyster), 4254 nucleotides long. Its product is annotated as serine/threonine-protein phosphatase 6 regulatory ankyrin repeat subunit B-like. NCBI's taxonomy places the organism in Eukaryota, Metazoa, Mollusca, Bivalvia, Ostreida, Ostreidae. Gene Ontology annotation, molecular function: protein binding. The record is from RefSeq and is a predicted model, not a curated record. The transcript has a single exon. Bases 1 to 4254 code for a protein of 1417 amino acids.
AUGGCAAUGAGGGAUAGUUUUGAUGCAAGAGAUGAUUCUAUGUUGGUUCAUUUCUCAAAAGCAGGUAAUGCAAAAAUGGUUGCCUUUCUGCUGCACAAUUCACCAGAAAAAGAAAUAUAUAAGUCAUUGAACAAGGCUUGCAGUUACAAUCAUGUUGAUGUUGUGGACAUGCUUCUAAAGACAGGUGUUGUUUAUGACCUCAAAACUUGUUUCUAUGCUGUGCAAAGUGGAAAUGCUGAGAUGCUGUUCCGUUUCACAGAAAACGUAGAUGUUUAUCAAACAGAAUUUUCAAACCAUCCUAAUCAUUUAUUUCUGAAAGUAAGCUUGCUUCAUGAAAUUUGUCUCCUUGGACAAAAUCAACUUAUAAAUCGUGUAAUUGAGCAUUACCCAUCAGUACUUGAUGUACAAAAUAGCCAAGGUGGGAAUGCACUUCAUUUUGUUGCAUAUGCCGGACAGAAAGAUGCUUUUAUAACGUUAAUACAAAAUGGGUCCGAUCCUUAUUCUAGGAGUCAUCAUGGCUCUACUGUUCUUCAUUACGCUUGUCAAAAUGGUAAGUUAGACUUGGUGAAGUAUAUCUGUGAUAAAUAUCCUGAUUUACUCACAGAGGAAUUUGAUGACUAUCAUGGCCGCUCUUCUCUCCACUGGGCUGCGCAGUCAGGAAAUAUUGAGCUAUAUAAAUACCUUUUAAAAAAGGAUGCCUCUUUAUCAAUUAUGUUUUGCCAGGAUAAUCCAAUAGGAAUGGCUUGUUUGAAUGGAAAACUUGAAAUGUGUAAGUAUUUAGUCAAAUAUCAUUCAAAAUUAUUUGAAUGCAAAAUGCGAAAUGGAUAUAAAGUAUUACAUCAGGCAGCUUGGGCAGGAAAUGUUGAUAUUUUCAAGUGUAUGUUUCAUGAAGUCUUAGAUAUUGAAUGCAAAACAGAUAGCGGCAAAACAGUUCUACACAUGUGCUGUAUGAAUGGUAAGGUAGAUAUGUGUAAGUACCUUCUAGCAAACUACCCUGAUUUAGUAAAAAUCAUUGACAAUGAUGGCUGGACUGUUUUACUUCAGGCAGCUUGGGGAGGAAACAUUGAAAUCUUCGAGUUACUCAUAAAAGAAGGCUUAGAUGUUAAUAGCACAACUAAUCAAGGUGAAACAGUCUUACACCUUUGCUGUUUAAGUGGAAAAUACAAGAUGUGUACGUACCUGGUCAACAAGCACCCAGACUUGGUAAAAAAAAAUGACUUCAGGGGGUUUAAUGUGUUGCAUUCUGCGGCUUGGGGGGGAAAUAUCAAUAUUUUCAAGAAUCUGAUGGAGAGAGGUUUAGAUGUUAAAGGUACAUCAAAUUAUGGUCAUACAGCCGUACACGAAAGUAGUAUGAAUGGUAACUUUCAGUUGUGCAAGUACUUGGUGAAGAAUUACCUUGAGCUAGUAGAAGUAAUUGACAAUAAUGGAGAAAGUGUACUACAUAAAGCAGCCUUUGCAGGAAAUGUUGAUAUCUUUAAGCUCCUUGUAGACAAAAGAUUGGACAUAACAAGUACAACAAAUGAAGGUAAAACAGUUCUACACCUGUGCUGUAUGAAUGGUAAUUUACAGAUGUGUAAGUACUUAGCCAGUAAUUACCCUUGCGUUGUUAAUAUCAUUGACAAUGAUGGAAUGACUGCAUUACACUGUGCAGCCUUUGGAGGAAAUGUUGAAAUUUUUAAGUUUUUGAACCAAAAAAGAUUAGAUGCAGAAAACACAUCAGAUCAAGGUAAAACUGUCGUACAUUGGUGCUGUAGAAAAGGAACCCUAGGCAUGUGUAAGUACUUGGUCAAUAACUAUCAACACUUGUUCGAAUUCAAAGACAAUGAUGGAUUGACUGUAUUACAUGACGCAGCAUGGGGAGGAGACGUUGGAAUUUUCAGGUUUCUAAUAAGCAAUGGCUUAGAUGUUAACAGUAAAACAAAUGCCGGUAAAACCGUCCUACAUUACUGUUGUAGGAAUGGUAAAUUAGAACUUUGUAGGUACCUGGUCCAAAUACACCCCGAGUUAGUCAAAUGUAUGGACAGUGAUGGCAGAAAUCUGUUACAUGAUGCAGCUUGGGGAGGUAAUGUUGAUAUUUUCAAGUUUUUGAUUCAAAUAGGCUUAGAUGUUGAAAUUACAACAUACAUCGGUAAAACAGUCAUGCAUGAAUCUUGUCUAAAUGGGAAAAGAGAAUUGUUCAAGCAUUUGGUCAACAAUUACUCUGGCUUACUAAAAAUCAAUGACAAUAAGGGGGAGAGUGUGUUGCAUGACGCAGCCUGGGGUGGUAAUAUUGAUAUUUUAAAGCUUCUAAUAGAAAAAGGCUUAGAAGUUAAGAGUACAACAGAUGUAGGUGAAACUGUCCUACAUCGAUGCUGUAGGAAUGGACAGUCACAGAUGUGUAGUUUCUUAGUCAAAAAUUAUCCUUACUUAAUCAAAAUCGAUGACAUUGAAGGCAAAAAUGUGUUACAUGAUGCAGCCUUUGGAGGAAAUAUAUAUGUCUUAAAACUUCUGUUGAGCAAAGGCCUAGAUAUUAAAAGUACAACAGCUGUAGGUAAAACAGUUCUACACCAGUGCUGUAUGAGUAAUAACUUUCAGAUGUGUAAGUACUUAGUCAACGCUCAUCCUGAACUCGUCAGUAUCAGUGACAAUGAUGGAAAAAAUGUGUUACAUGAUGCGGCAAGAGGGGGUAAUGUAGAUGUUUUCAGGUUUCUGAAAGAGAAAAACUUAGAUGUUAAAAAAACAACAAAUAAAGGUAAAACAGCCCUACACUACUGCUGCAAAAAUGGUAAGUUACAGAUGUGUAGGUAUUUGAUUAAUGAUCAGCCUGACUUGGUGCAAAUUGUUGACAGUAGUGGCAUAAAUGUUUUGCAUGAAACAGCCAGGGGAGGAAAUGUUAAAAUCCUCAAGUUUCUUUUAGAUAAAGGAAUAGAUGUUAAAAAUACGUCAUUUACAGGUAAAACAAUCUUACAUUUCUGUUGUAAGAAAGGACAAAAGGAAAUGUUAAAGUAUGUUAUCAGUAAAUACCCAUCCUUAGUCAAAAGUAUUGACAAUGAUGGCUGCAAUCUUUUGCAUGAUGCAGCUUGUGGAGGAAAUAUUGAUAUAUUCAAACUUUUGAUAAAACACAACUUGGAUGUAAAAAGUAAAACAAAUAAAGGCAAAACAGUCUUACAUCUGUGCUGUAAGAAUGGUUGGAUAGGAUUAUGCCUGUACUUAGUAGAGAAUUAUCAUUGUUUGAUCAAACUUUCUGAUAAUAAAGGAAAGACCGCGUUACAUGACGCGGCAUGGGGAGGGAAUAUCGAUGUUUUCAAGGUUCUAACUAAGCAAAACAUUGAUGUUACAAAUACGACAAACACUGGCAAAACAAUCCUACACUUUUGUUGCAUGAACGGUAAGUUACAAAUGUGUAAAUUCUUGGUAAAAAAUUACCCUUUUUUAAUAGAAAAAAUUGACAAUGAUGGAGAAACCCUGUUACAUAGCUCAGCCUGGGGUGGAAAUGUAUAUUUAUUUAAGUUUCUGAUAGGUAAAGGAUUAAAUGUAAACAGUAAAACAAAAGAAGGUAAAACAGUCCUUCACAUGUGCUGCAUGAAUGGUAAGGUUCAAAUGUGUAAGUACAUAGUCGAGAAUCAUCCUGACUUAGUAAGAAUUAGUGACUAUGGUAGAAAGACUGUAUUACAUGAAGCAGCAUGGGGUGGAAACAUUAAAGUUUUCAAGCUUUUGAUAGACGAAGGCUUAGACGUUUACGAUAAAACUAACAAAGGUAAAACAGUCCUACACAAAUGUUGUAUUAACGGUAAAGUGCAGAUAUGUGAGUACUUAGUCAGUCAUCAGCCACAGCUACUGACCGUUCAGGAUAAUGAUGGGUUAAAUGCAUUACAUGAUACAGCUAUCGGGGGAAACGUAGAACUCUUUAAGUUUCUGUUGGAGAAAGGUCUAGAUGUCCACAGUAAAACAGGUUCCGGUCAGACCGUCCUACACCUCUGUUGUCACGUGGGUUGUCACGUGGACAAACAGGCAAUGUUUGAUUACUUGAUAGAGUCUUACCCAGAUCUAUUAUAUGUUGUGGACAAUGAGUGUAAUACGGUCCUACACGUCGCUUGUGCCCAAAAUCAAACAAAAAUAUGUAGCUCUCUGGUUGAUAAGUUUCCUGAUUUACUUAAUAUUAAAAAUAAGAAUGGGGAGAAAGUUGUUGUGUGUUUAGUUGAAGGCAAGAGGCAAUUCAAAAUGAAAAAACGAACGUUAGGAACAAAUUUUUUCCGGAAAUUCCUCUUACAGUAA